Messenger RNA from Parathielavia appendiculata, 1290 nucleotides. RefSeq lists its product as uncharacterized. The transcript has 2 exons. Bases 155 to 1156 code for a protein of 333 amino acids. Lineage: Eukaryota; Fungi; Ascomycota; Sordariomycetes; Sordariales; Chaetomiaceae. Gene Ontology annotation, molecular function: riboflavin reductase (NADPH) activity; FMN binding. The record is from RefSeq and is a predicted model, not a curated record.
UUAUUUUCGCUGCGGGUCGGCUUGUUCCCAAUCUUUGCGACAAAUUCCAUGUUCGGCCGUUAGAAGCCGCCUUCACGCCGGUCCCACCGCAGCGAGCAGCAAACCCACUUACUGACUGGCUUCCAUCGCAAGCCGUCGGUAUUCAUGGGCUGAGAUGAGCAGGUGCCGCGUCCUGGUGGGCUUGGCCGCCGAGCGCGCUCCACUGUCCUCACUCGUUUCCCGGCGCGGUCAUGGCUCCUCCGGCCCGGCAGACGCCGUGAAGCUGUCCCUGACCGUGACCAGUCAACCGCCUUCAGUUUACCCUUGGACGUCCAGCCCCAACGCGCCCUCCUGCCGUCCAACCCUCUUACGUCGACCCUUCCACACCACCUCGCCAGCAUCCCAGCGCCACCGCCGCCCGCGGACCUUCCACCUCACCGACCCUCAACCCCCCACAACCCACCCUCACUCAUCCGCAUCCCCCUCAAAGGAGGAUACUACCACCGAACCGACACUCCCCCUCCCCGAACAGUUCCGCACCGUCAUGCGCCUCCUCACCCACUCCGUGGUAGUCUGCACCGCAACACACCCGUCCUCCUCCGCCUGCCAUCCUCCGAUCCCGCGCGCAAUGACCAUGUCCUCCUUCACCUCCCUCGCGCUGCGCCCGACGCCCGUGGUCAGCUUCAACAUUGCCGUGCCGAGCCGGACCCUGGACGCCGUGGCGGCCAGUGGGCGGUUCAAUAUCCAUGUUCUUGCGGACGACGAGGCCGGGGCCAAGGUGGCGGAUUGGUUUGCGGGGGGAAACGCAGAGGGGAGGGAGGUUUUUGAAAAGCUGGUUCAGGGCGGCGGGGUGGAGCGGGUUCGCUUCAUGCCUGGCUCCGCUUCUGCGGAGGACCGGGUGGCUAGGGGGAAUGAGGCGCCGGUUUUGGAGGGGCGUGGUGUGCUAUAUGUGUUGAAGUGUCGGUUACUGGUUGAUGAGCCGUCUCACGGUUUGGUCAAGGUAAGGGAUCACUUUAUUGUCCUUGGGGAAGUGUUGAAGAUAGAGGAUGGGUCUGAGGCUGAAAGGGAGGCUGAGGAGAGGUUUGGGCUGCUGUAUGUGGACAGACGGUACAGGCAACUGGGCGAUUGCAUAACACCUAUUGAGAAGGAAGCGAAAGGGGCGAUAGACCGGGAGUAGAGGGGAUCAGUCGGCUUGUACACUGCUGCGUGUGAUUUUGCUGGGGUUAUAUGGCAGCGGCGUUAGGGGACAUUGCUAAAGCACCUAGACAUGUACGAAUAUGGCAGCAUUCAUACUGGGCGACAUUUUAGACG